AUGGCGUCAUCCACACCAACGUACCAGCGCGCUGACUACGCGGAAUCAGAACGCGUAUUCUAUGAUUCCGAAGCUGCGUUUGAUGCAAAGAAGCUUACUGCUGGCGUUCGAUGCGUCGAAUUUGGUCCGCAGUUUUACGUGGAACGGAAACAUAUCCAAGCUUUGAAGCAGUAUACCAGGUCGCUCGAGGUGCUGCAGAUGGAUUGCAGUGGCUGGGACUUAACCAACGCCGAUGUCAAGGUUAUUACAUCGCGCAAUCCGCAACUCAGAGAAGUCCUUUUACACAGAGCAUUAGAAGUCACCGAUAAAGGCAUCGUUCAUAUUCUUCAGAACUGCCCUUCGAUCUCCAUAAUAAAGGUCACCGGACCCGAAAUCGCGACUGGACUUGUAACUGGAAAGUUCGCUGGGUUUCUCAACCAGCCAGCCAUAGUCGAAUCACGCACAAACCUCGAAGUCAUUUAUCUUUAUGACCAGGGAACGGAUGAGUCGCUGAUCAAAGGUAUCUCCAAGAAAUGGCGUAAUCUCCUCAUCUCCACCGGAAUCACUAUGGCAUGCGGUGAUGUAUGGUCGUUCAAUUGGCUUGGAGGCAAGUGUUUAAAAGAGGGGGAAGAAAGUACUCUUGAGGAUAUGGGAUAUCGGUUGCCAAAAGUAGAUGAAGACUUUACAAUCCAUCCGUGGAGCCUCAGCUUUUCGCGCAAAGAGCCCUCGAGAUCCGUCCAGGCCGGUGCCAACACGUCUGACAUACCAGAAGGAGACAAUUCCGACAAGAGUGAAGCGGGGAGUGACGAUGAUGAAGACGAAGACGACGACGACGACGACAGCAGAGCCUGGGCAUCAGACGACAGUGAUGAUACUCUAGAUUACGACCCUGAGGAGGAGACAUACUUCCAUGAUGGUUACACCUGUCCGACGCGUCGGUCUGUGCCAGUGUACGAACCGUACCACCCCGCUGAAAUCCCAUUCUCAAAGACGCUGUACUUUCGUUCGAAGGAAGACUGGGGAAUGCUAUGGCCUGACGUUAAGCGUACUAGCAUCCAAAGUAUACAUUUCACUGAUGAAUUCUGCGUUACUGAUAAGCAUAUCAGAGCUAUUGCAACCGCCCCUCCCCGAUUUCGCAAAUCCCUGCACACGAUUGGUUGCGAGUACGGGCGCGUCUCCGACGCAGCUAUUGCCAACCUCACACGCGCCGUCCCACAUCUCAAGGAUAUCGAUUUCUGCGACACGCAUACCCUCACGGAGAACGCAAUAACCUCCAUCGUCAAGAACUGCCCCGGCAUUGAGCGUAUAGCUAUAUCCGGUGAUGACAGGACACCUGGGAAAGUCAAAUGUCGCGGUCUGGAGGAUGUGCUGGCGGAUCUGACACUUGCCAAGAAACUGCGGCAUUUGGAAUUAUGGGACCAAGACCUCGACAUCAAAAGCGUUAAGAAGAUUUCAAAAGCUAGGCCAAAAAUGGCGAUCGUGAGUGGUAAGAGCGUGGGGGAUAGUAUGGCGGCGCAGAUCGUUGCUGCACAGACGGGUCGCGGGUGGAGGUAUGUCUAUCUUGGUGGGCAUCUGGUCGACUCCGGUGGUGGAUUUGCGGUUGAAGACUUUGGAUAUGGCGAUCUUGGGUACGAAGACAUAGAAUCUUGGGAUAAAGAUUUCGAUUCUGAUGGCAUGGAUCUGGAUGAUUACAUGUAA
Molecule: messenger RNA, 1677 nt
Organism: Alternaria infectoria
Lineage: Eukaryota; Fungi; Ascomycota; Dothideomycetes; Pleosporales; Pleosporaceae
Exons: 3
Coding region: 1-1677 (558 amino acids)
Biological process (GO): SCF-dependent proteasomal ubiquitin-dependent protein catabolic process
Cellular component (GO): SCF ubiquitin ligase complex
Source: RefSeq, a predicted model, not a curated record